Molecule: messenger RNA, 804 nt
Organism: Pseudocercospora fijiensis CIRAD86
Lineage: Eukaryota; Fungi; Ascomycota; Dothideomycetes; Mycosphaerellales; Mycosphaerellaceae
Exons: 1
Coding region: 1-804 (267 amino acids)
Source: RefSeq, a predicted model, not a curated record
AUGAUCUCGUCAGGUUUCGUAGAGGCUACUACUCUGGAUUACAUUUGGAGCCUAAUACAAGAAGCCAUCGCGGAUUUGACGAUGGCUGGUGCCAGGUACGCACCCUCACGGAGUGCACAAGGCUUUCUCUCGCUGCCAUUGUGUAGCAUAAUUAAGGACGGCAACAUCGAUGUUCUCUUUCGACUUCAUGUCUGGAUGCCCGACGGACAACGUGGAAAAGCAGAAGUCGCAAUACAUUCGCAUCAAGCAUUCGCCCAGAGCUGGACUCUGCACGGCCAAGGCACAGAUGUGCUGUACGAUGUGAAUCCUGUCGAUGAGUACGAAGAAGCUACUCAUUGCUCGUACGCUAUCGGCUGGAAUGACGGGAAUUCGCAGUCCACCAAGUACGCAACGCAUCAGCUCUCGUCAACGGUCGUGAAUACUGGCAAGUUGAUGCAAGCAAAGCUUACACAAUCAACCAUCCAUCGUCGCGGCGACACCUACACCGUGCCUGCUGCGGCAUACCACACGACUAUCGUAAAGCCACAAGAAUUGCAUGCUACGCUCUUCUUCUUUGAUGCAAGCCGAGGCUUUGUUAAGGACGCUGGUGUUCUUGGCCCGAAAGACUGGGCGGAGAAUAGGCAAUUCAGAGACCCUGCUGGCAUUACUCCAAGCGAUCUUGUCGAGGUUGUGAGCAGAGCGCGUGCUUCCGAGGAGGGUGUCGAAAUGUUGCAGCCCGAGCCGGGACUGAUGGGGACAUGUCUACCAAGGCGCAUUGAUAGUCUGCAAAAGGAUGCAACGGAUGUGCAAGCGACGCAAGCAUGA